Messenger RNA from Rotaria sp. Silwood1, 3552 nucleotides. NCBI's taxonomy places the organism in Eukaryota, Metazoa, Rotifera, Eurotatoria, Philodinida, Philodinidae. The record is from the annotation of a GenBank genome assembly.
AUGACUUCCACAAUAACAAAAACCAAAACUGGCAAACAAAUUGCAUGUAAAGUUCAUAUGCUUGAUGAUCAAGAUUUACCAUUUCAUAUUGAUCCAAAAGCUACUGGACAAGAUUUAUUUAAUUCAGUUUGCAAUUAUAUUGAUUUACUUGAAAGAGAUUACUUUGGAUUAGAAUAUCUUGAUAGUCAUCGAAAUGUUUGCUGGCUUGAAUCAGAUAAACCAAUACUUAAACAAGUUUCAGAAACAAAAUUUUCAUUUUGUGUUAAAUUUUAUACACCUGAUCCAGGACAAUUGGAAGAAGAAUUUACUAGGUAUCUUUUUGCAUUACAAAUCAAGCGUGAUCUUGCUGUUGGUGCAUUAUUAUGCAGUGAUAAUACUGCCUCUUUACUGGCGUCUUAUAUUGUACAAGCGGAAAUUGGUGAUUAUCUUGAAUCCUAUAAUAAUAAUCCAAGUUAUUUUAGUAGUCGUAAAUAUUUUCCUCAUCAAACAGUUGAACAUGAAAUUCGUAUAAUGAAUUUUCAUAAAAAUCAUAUUGGUCAAUAUCCAGCGGAUGCUGAUCUUAAUCUACUUGAUAUAGCACGUAAAGUUGAAUUAUAUGGUAUAAAAAUGCAUCCAGCUAAAGAUCAUGAACAAGUUAAUCUUAAUUUAUCAGUUGCACAUAUGGGUAUACUUGUUUUUCAAAAUAUAACAAAAAUAAAUACAUUUUCAUGGGCAAAAAUUCGUAAAUUAAGUUUUAAACGUAAAAAAUUUUUAAUUAAAUUACAACCAGAAGGAUAUGGUUAUUAUAAAGAUACAGUUGAAUUUUAUUUUGAUACACGUGAUGAAUGUAAAAAUUUUUGGAAAAAAUGUAUUGAAUAUCAUGCUUUUUUUCGUUGUGUUACUAUACAACGUUCACAACGUUCAAAAAAUAAAUUAUUAGCUGGUGGUUCAUCAUUUCGUUAUCAUGGUCGAACACAAAAAGAAAUAAUUGAAUAUGCACGUGAAAAUUAUGCUAAAAAUCGAACAUUUACUCGAUCUUAUUCAAAUACACGUACAGUUGCACCAAUAACUAAUCGAACACAUCGUUCACCAGGUUCAACAAUAAAAACAUCGGAUACAGUUGAAUCUGUUCGUCAUCAUAAAAGUCAAAUUGGUCUUAUAGGAGAUACAACAAAUGUUUAUCAACAAGUUUAUUAUGAUGAUUCAUCAACACAUGGUAGUCGAACAUUAGAUUCAAAAUUUAGUCGUGAUAAAUAUGAUCUAUCUGACGAGCAAAAUACUGAUGAAGAUGAAGAUGAACAUAUACAAAAACCAACCAAUGGUUUAUCAUCAUCAUCACCUACACAUAUUUGUCGAAGCAGUGAACCGGUUCAUGUUGAUGAUAAUCAAAGUCCGUUAAUUCAACAUCCAAUUGAUCAAGUAGACAAAGAAGAUUCAGUAACUUCUUUGUCAACAUCAGCAAGUCUACAACAACAUCGACAUCAGAUUAGUGGAUUUGUUAAUAAUCAUCGGCCAGUACCAGCUGUAACUGCUAGUAUACCACCACAAAAAUCAUCAACCAGUGAACAACAAUUCAUUUCAGCAGCACAACGAUUAAGUCUUAGUAAACCAACGGCAAUUACAAAUAAUAAUAAUACUGAUAUUCAAAGUCCAACUAAAAGGUCUUCAAUCGAGGAACAUAUGUUUUCAUCUGUACCAUCUUCUCAUGUAUCAAUGCAACAAAUAAGUAAAACUGAAGAGCCAGUUAUUGAUAAUACGAAGACUCGAAUUAUACCAAUUAUUCAUGAACAUCGAUCACCAACAAUACCUAUUAAUACAAUUGACUCAAGAACUACAACUAUGUAUCACCAAUCACCAUCCAGAAUAAUUACAUCAACAUCUUAUCCAAUGAGUCCUCCACUUGCAGGCAUUCCACGAAUGAUUGGUAAUAUUCCUUCAUCAUCAUCAUCAAUAAUACUUCCAACUACUGUUACAUCAACAAUGACAAUAUCACCUAUACAUGAUCGAUCAUUUUAUAUUUGUAAAGAAUUACUUAUGACUGAACGAACAUAUAGAAAAGAUCUUGAAGUAAUUGCUGAAAAUUUUCGUCGUGAAUUAAUGCUUGCUAUUAAUCAACAACAAGAUUUAUUUAUGGAUGAAGAAUAUAAUUUUGAAAAUGAAACAUUAAUUCAUUUAUCUGAUGUUUUAUUUAUACAUUUAUUACCUAUUUAUAAAUUUCAUCUACAUUUUCUUCGACAACUUGAACAAAGAAUGACAGUUUGGGAAACACGUUCUAUACCAGGUAAUGAAUUUAUCAAUGUUGAUAAAGUAAUUCCACAACUUGGAGAUUUAAUUAUGAAUUUAAUUGAUAUUUUACCGAGAUAUGAACUUUAUAUAGAAAAUUACGAUUGUUUAUUAACAGAACUUGAAUAUGUUCUUAAACAUAAUCCACGUUUUGAUAUAAUUUAUAAAGAAUUUGAAUCUGAAAAAUUUUGUUAUUUAUCAUUAAUGGCAUUUUUAAUAAAACCAUUACAAAGACUAUUACAUUAUGAAUAUUUAUUUGAAAAAUUACUUAUGUAUUAUAAAAAUAAUAAUCAUGAAAAUGAAUAUCAAGAUUGUUAUGGAGUCUUCAUUAAAAUUCAAGAUCUAAUUGAAAAUUUUACUGAAUCAUUAACAAUGAUAUUAAAUCGGCAAAAAUUGAUUGAACUUCAACGUGAUUUGAUCGGUGUUGAAAAUCUUUCGAAUCAAUAUGAUCGCCAAUUUAUACGUGAAGGUUGUCUACAAAAAUUAUCAAAAAAAGGCUAUCAACAACGGAUGUUUUUUUUAUUUUCUGAUGUUUUACUUUAUUGUGCGCGUAGUUCCAGUCCAGUACUUAAAUUUAAAUUACAUGGUGAACUUCCAUUAAAAACAAUGACAGUUGAAGAUACUGAUGAACGCAUUCAAAUUCCGAAUUCGAUUACUAUCUAUGCUGGUAAUCGAUCAUUACUUGUAGCAGCCAGUUCGGAACCUGAAAAGAAUAAAUGGCUACAUGAUUUAAAAUCAGCUAUUGAAAAUGUUAAAAUUACUAUUGAUGAUCAUAAAAAUCAAUAUACAGCUACGAUGAAAUCCAAUGCAUCAUCUGAGAAUCUUGAACAUUCUCUAGUUGGUGCACUUGAAGAAGAUGAUCCAAAUCAAAUUGAUCGUUCAUGUUUUCAACAUCGUGCUAAUACAACAAUGCAUGUAUGUUGGCAUCGAAAUUUAUCUGUAUCAAUAAAUGAUCAUCGACAAGCAAUUAAAAAUCAAUUAAGCGGUUAUUUAUUACGUAAAUUUAAAAAUUCCAAUGGUUGGCAAAAAUUAUGGGUUGUUUUUACGAAUUUUUGUUUAUUCUUUUAUAAAACUUAUCAAGAUGAUUCUCCAUUGGCAUCAUUACCAUUACUUGGUUAUCGUAGUUCAUUACCAUCAGAAGCAGAUGGUGUUAAUAAAGAUUUCGUAUUUAAAUUACAAUUUAAAAAUCAUGUUUAUUUUUUUCGAGCCGAAAGUCAAUAUGCUUUUGAUCGAUGGAUGGAAGUUGUUUCAAGUGCAACAACAACAACAACGCCUAGUCAAUUAAUUUAG